Molecule: messenger RNA, 1318 nt
Organism: Hyla sarda
Lineage: Eukaryota; Metazoa; Chordata; Amphibia; Anura; Hylidae
Product: olfactory receptor 6N1-like
Exons: 1
Coding region: 354-1307 (317 amino acids)
Biological process (GO): G protein-coupled receptor signaling pathway
Cellular component (GO): membrane
Molecular function (GO): olfactory receptor activity; G protein-coupled receptor activity
Source: RefSeq, a predicted model, not a curated record
AUAAAAGAUAAUGGAUCAAAAAUGCACUAAAACAGUCAUAGAAAAUUUGAAUAAGUCUAAAAGGUCUCUAAGGACCGGCGUAGCAGUAAACUAAUGAGCAGAUGCAGCUGUCUUAGUCCCUCCUGGGAAACAUCCUCUACAUUUUGCAGAUGCAGCACUGAUGUUACCUCUUGGGUUUGUUCCGUCACGUUGGACAUUUGCCUUGCACUCCCGUAAUACACCUAUAAAACCCUCACUGGAUCAGAAUAGGUUGACUCACUGAGGAGGAAGGUCCUUCCUUAUUAUCUCCCCGGUCAGGAACCUUCCCACCUUGGUGUCUUCUUCUUAAUGACAACCAGAAAGAAGUGUAAGAAAUGGCAAAUAUGUCCUCGGCCAACACUUACUUCAUUCUCGUGGGGAUUCCGGAGAUCGGGAACUUUAAGUAUCUCUACGCCUUGACUAUCAUCGUGGUCUACAUGACCAUCAUGGUCUUAUCGUUCACCAUCUUGUACGUUACUUUUACCGAAGAAGCUCUUCAUGAACCCAUGUACAUCUUCAUCUCCAAUCUUAUGUUUGGUGAGAUGUACGGGAGCACAGCCUUGAUGCCCAAACUGGUCAUAGACCUCCUUAGUGGGAGCUACACCAUUCCAUUCGUUGGGUGCCUGGCCCAAGGGUUCUUUCUCCAGAGUUUUCCUUGUGUUGAGAUAUUCACCUUCACCGCCAUGGCCUACGACCGCUACUUGGCCGUUGGACAUCCUUUGAGAUACCCGAUGUUGAUGACCAAUAAGAUGGCCCUGAAGAUCCUGCUGAAGAUAUGGGUUUACGUCUUGGUGGGAAUAGGUGCAGUUGUCAUAAUUGCUUCGCGGCAGAUUCUGUGUGGGGUGGAAAUCAACAGUAUGUUUUGUGAAACCAUCUCCCUCACCCACCUGUCCUGUGGUGACACCACUCUUAGCGUUGCCUUCGGAUUCACGUGGACUUUGAUAAUGAUGGUGGGCUGUGUGUUAGUUGUCAAAUAUUGUUACGUACGGACAUUUCUUGUGUGUCUGAGGAUCUCUCAAGACGCCCACCAGAAGGCGGUCCACACCCUGGUGACCCACAUCAUUGCCUUCUCCACCUUCAUGACUUCAGCUUUAUUCAUUGUCUUCCGGUACAAACUUAAAGGGGAAUCUCUCUCGGUGGUGUCGCACAUUGUGACAUCCGUGACAGGGACAUUGUCCUUCGCCCUCAACCCCAUCAUAUAUGGAAUCAGGACGGAGGCUCUGAGAACUAAAAUACUGCAAAAGUUGCUCAGAAAUAACAUUGAGUUGUUGGGACGAGGGAAAAACUGAAAAAAAAAAAA